CUUGCAGAAUCGCCCGGGGCUCAAUUUUUAGUCAAAGCUAUUGCGUUACGACGACGAACGAGUUAAUUGUAUUGUAGCGUUCUGUGGCGAUGUUGAUGAACUGUAUUUACAGAAAGCAGCUUUCGUGGAUAAAAUUAGGAGCAUUGAUAGCUAUUCUUACAGUCAGCGAAGUCAACUGCUACGAAACAUGCUACUACUGCAAACUAGACGACUUAGGUCAUUGCGCUAAAUACGAGAUUCAACGACAUCGAAAAAUUUGUGAAAACCCGGAACCCCAAACGUGCAACACUAUUAGCACAAUUACCGUUCACGCUGGAGAAGGCGAAACAUAUCUGAAGCAUUGUAAUGAAACGAUAUCGGUGUGUAACCAACUAUUAACGAAACAAAAAACUGAAGUUUUAUUUUGUUGCAGCAAAUGCGAGAAAAGUCGUGGAAAUGGCGCUCGAUCGAAAUCAUCGAUUUUAAUAGGACAAAUAUUAAGUUUUAUUACGUUCUAUGCACUGUUAGCAUAGCUUGCGUGAAGACUUCAUCUCCUGCAUAUUUUAAUAUCUAAUUUAUUUGUAACUAGGUCUUUAUUGUAUUGAUAAAAAAGCAUAUGUUUCAGCCUAUAUAUGAUAUAUAUAAAAGCGACAAUUUAGUGUCGACGAUUUCCAAGUGAAUGGUUCUCAACCGCAACACGGUAAAGAUCUGUGAAUUUAUUUGAUUAUGGCUGUAUGCUAAAUUAAGCUUCAUUUACGUAUCAAUAAACAAUUCUUGGAAAAUAACAAAAUUACAUGUUAACGACUUGACAAACUUGCGAUCUGCAAAACGGUUCAAGUUUUUGUAUGUGGUAUAACUUUCCUUGUGGCGUAGAUGAAAUAUAUAUUCCCCAGAUCAGCCGGGUGCAAUUUUACCGGUUCUAUCGAAUGGAUGUUUUUCCGACCCUGUGCCCCAGAAAUAUUUUUCUUAUACUUUACUGUUGCAAAAUUUUUGACGCUUAUUUUGAAAAUAUAUUUCACGGUGCGGUCUCG
Styela clava is the source of this 1010-nucleotide messenger RNA. RefSeq lists its product as uncharacterized. The record is from RefSeq and is a predicted model, not a curated record. NCBI's taxonomy places the organism in Eukaryota, Metazoa, Chordata, Ascidiacea, Stolidobranchia, Styelidae.